Prorocentrum cordatum is the source of this 511-nucleotide messenger RNA. Lineage: Eukaryota; Dinophyceae; Prorocentrales; Prorocentraceae. The record is from the annotation of a GenBank genome assembly.
AGGGUCGGCUGCUGCGCCUGCGCCCGUCUCCGCUGGGCGGGGGCCCGGCCCCCUGCGCGGGCCCCCGCGGCCCCAGCGCGGGCCGCGGCCGCCCAUGGAGUGCACGGGGCUCCCCGCGGCGGCCCUCUACGCCGUGCUCGGGCUCGCCUUCUUCGCCCGCCUCUCGUGGACCCUCGGCAGCUACCCGCUGGUGCCGCUGCAGACGGACGACGCGGAGUGGUCGCGGGAGUGGGUGUGGACCACGGGGUCGGCGGACUAUACGAUCACUGCCUGCUUCUGCGGCGUGGUCUUGGGCACGGAGGAGCCGUGGCGGGCCCUGCCGUGGUGCGCCGCCGCGCUGCUGGGGCUCGGCCCGGCGGCCAGCUGCUACGUGGCCGCCCGGCGUGUCCAGGGCCUCCCGCUCCAGCUGGAGUCUUGCGGGGGGCCCUGCUCCCUCCAGCCUUUGAUCAGGUCGCGUGACGGGCAAGACGCGGCACCGCCGAAGGGCUCGUUCCAGAACAUUAUGGCAGGC